AUGACUCCUCCAGUUUCUGAUCCUGUUUCCACCCAAAGUCCUGAUGCCGCCGCCCAAGUCGCCGGACAGUCCUCCUCCCAUGCCUCCCGCGCCGCCGAACUCUCCAGUCUUAAAGUAAAGCUGCACGCCGCCCUGCGCCAAUUCCCCGACUUCCCCUCUCCCGGCAUCCUUUUCGAAGAUAUCCUCCCCAUCUUCGCCGACCCCACCUUGCACGAGUCUCUGGUCCGCUGUCUUGAACUCCACAUCCUCGAAACCCACGCCGACCAGAAGCCCGAUGUUAUCGUCGGCCUGGAGGCCCGAGGCUUCCUCUUCGGUCCCAGCCUCGCCCUGAGACUCGGUGCCGGCUUCGUCCCCGUCCGGAAGCAGGGCAAGCUCCCGGGCCCGUGUGAGACCCAGGGCUACGAGAAGGAGUACGGUCAGGAUUUCUUCCAGAUGCAGGCUGGUUCUAUCAAGCCGGGUCAGAAGGUCUUGGUUGUGGACGAUAUCAUCGCUACUGGUGGCUCCGCCCAGGCCGGUGGUGAGCUCGUCAAGAAAAUGGGAGGUGACCUGAUGGGCUUCAUCUUCAUGCUCGAACUCGAUUUCCUCAAGGGCCGCGAGAAACUCUCCGCUCCGGUCUACACUCUCCUGACUGGUCAAGAGAAGAAGGCCUAA
This is a messenger RNA of Aspergillus campestris IBT 28561, 651 nucleotides long. Its product is annotated as adenine phosphoribosyltransferase APT1. The coding region runs from base 1 to 651 and encodes 216 amino acids. The record is from RefSeq and is a predicted model, not a curated record. Gene Ontology annotation, molecular function: adenine binding; AMP binding; adenine phosphoribosyltransferase activity. NCBI's taxonomy places the organism in Eukaryota, Fungi, Ascomycota, Eurotiomycetes, Eurotiales, Aspergillaceae. The transcript is spliced from 2 exons. Gene Ontology annotation, cellular component: cytoplasm. Gene Ontology annotation, biological process: AMP salvage; adenine salvage.